Molecule: messenger RNA, 2160 nt
Organism: Alosa alosa (allis shad)
Lineage: Eukaryota; Metazoa; Chordata; Actinopteri; Clupeiformes; Clupeidae
Product: GTP-binding protein 2-like
Exons: 13
Coding region: 232-2088 (618 amino acids)
Biological process (GO): translational elongation
Molecular function (GO): GTPase activity; translation elongation factor activity; GTP binding
Source: RefSeq, a predicted model, not a curated record
UGAGCAGAGGAAAACUCCGUAAAAAAACCCCAGCCAUUUCUUGCAGUGUUGCCUCAUUUGACGUUAGCUAGCAGCCUUUAUUUUAGUGGAUAGUGCAUAUCCUGUUCAUGGCCUUACCACGACAACGAAUAUGAGGUCCAGAGAGAGCCGUGCAUUCAUUGCAUUCCAUUUAAAAGGUUUAACGUUAGUGCAAUCGUAAUCGCGUUUUGGCUUUUUGUAAGCAUAGCCAUUAUGGAUGUGCAGCUAACGGACCAUUGCGGCACUAAGACAGGACUAAAGACAAGUAACGUCAAUGCUAAGGUUACUGCUGGCAGUGGUUCGGCCCAAGGCAAUAACAGGACGAAAAAGACGAGGAGAGGAAAACGAGGCAAAAGAAGAAGGGGCAAGAAACCGAAGGAUGAGCCACCUCCUUAUUUACCCCCGGAGGCAGAAGAGGGCAACAUUGAGUACAAGCUGAAGCUGGUGAACCCGACGCAGUACCGAAAGCACUUGGCCACGCAGCUGAAGUGGCGGCUGCAGGAGGGGCGCGGUGAGGCCGUCUACCAGAUCGGCGUGGAGGACAACGGCCUGCUGGUGGGUCUCAGCGACGCCGACAUGAGGGCCUCUCUCAAGACGCUCAAACGCAUGGCCGAGAAGGUUGGUGCAGACAUCACCCUUCUCAGGGAGAGGGAGGUAGAUUAUGGCAUAGAAAGAAGCUGCCGGAAAAUCGCUGAGGUCCUGGUCCGGAAAGUUCCAGAUGAUCAGCAGUUCCUGGACCUGCGCGUGGCGGUCCUGGGGAACGUGGACUCGGGGAAGUCUACGCUGCUGGGCGUGCUGACGCAGGGGGAGCUGGACAACGGCCGCGGCCGGGCCCGCCUCAACCUCUUCAGGCACCUGCACGAGAUCCAGUCGGGCCGCACUUCCAGCAUCAGCUUUGAGAUCCUGGGCUUCAACAGCAAGGGCGAGGUGGUGAACUACAGCGACUCGCGCUCCGCUGAGGAGAUCUGUGAGAGCUCCUCCAAGAUGAUCACCUUUAUGGACCUUGCGGGGCACCAUAAGUACCUGAAGACCACCAUCUUUGGCCUGACCAGCUAUUGUCCGGACUUUGCCAUGCUGGUGGUGGGGGCCAACACAGGCAUUGUGGGCACCACGCGUGAGCACCUGGGCCUGGCCAUGGCGCUGAAGGUGCCCAUCUUCGUGGUGGUGAGCAAGGUGGACGUGUGCGUGUGUGGGUCCGGGGCGCGCGGGGCGCUGGAACGCACCCUCCGCCAGCUGGAGCGCCUCCUCAAGCAGCCCGGCUGUGCCAAGGUGCCCCUGCUGGUGGCCAACGCCGACGACGCCGUCACCGCCGCACAGCAGUUCACACAGUCACACAGUGUGACCCCAAUCUUCACGUUGUCGAGCGUAACGGGGGAAAAUCUGGACCUGCUGAAGGUGUUCCUGAACGUGCUGCCGCCACUGAGCAACAGCAAGGAGCAGGAGGAGCUCAUGCAGCAGCUCACCGAGUUCCAGGUGGAUGAGAUCUAUUCCGUCCCAGAGGUAGGAACAGUUGUGGGAGGAACUCUCUACAGUGGUGUGUGUGGGGAGGGUGAGCGGCUGGUCGUAGGCCCCACGGAUGACGGCCGGUUCCUGCGUCUGCGUGUUCUGAGCAUGCAAAGGAACCGCUCCAGCUGCAGAGUCCUGCGGGCCGGACAGGCCGCCACGCUGGCCCUGGGCAACUUCCCCCGAACCCUUCUCCGAAAGGGUAUGGUCAUGGUUAGUCCAAAGAUGAACCCCACCAUCUGUUGGCGUUUCGAGGCUGCUGUCGUGCUGCUGUUCCAUGCAAAGACAUUCCGCCGGGGUUUCCAGGUAACCGUUCACGUCGGCAACGUCCGGCAAACGGCUACUGUUGAGUGCCUCCAUGGAAAGGAGGAGCUGCGUACAGGAGAGAGUGCCGUGGUGUGUUUCCGUUUCCUGAAGCACCCGGAGUACCUGAGACUGGGCGCCAAGCUGCUCUUCAGAGAGGGCGUCACCAAGGGCAUCGGCCACGUGGCCCAGCUCCUAUCGGACCUCAACACGCCUGACCAGAACCACACACACAACAACAACAACAACAACAACAUCGCCUAAACACACAACAGCAUCGACUAAACACGCAACAACAACAACAGCAACAACGCCUAAACACAAAACAUCGCCUAA